Corythoichthys intestinalis (scribbled pipefish) is the source of this 5795-nucleotide messenger RNA. RefSeq names its product unc-5 netrin receptor Db (gene unc5db). Gene Ontology annotation, biological process: netrin-activated signaling pathway; axon guidance. The transcript is spliced from 17 exons. Gene Ontology annotation, cellular component: membrane. The record is from RefSeq and is a predicted model, not a curated record. Lineage: Eukaryota; Metazoa; Chordata; Actinopteri; Syngnathiformes; Syngnathidae. Gene Ontology annotation, molecular function: netrin receptor activity; protein binding. The coding region runs from base 220 to 3045 and encodes 941 amino acids.
CAGCCGAAAAGAAGAGAAGAUGCUUUUUCUCUUUCACUCAGCUGUUCAACCCUCAAGCUCACCUCCUUCCUCAAAGAACUACAAUCGCUAUACUUGCCGGCGUUGCAGACGGAACUUGCCGUGUCUGGACUGGUCCACCACGGAAGAGGCGGCAAGAGUGGGGAGCAGUGAUCCUGCAAACAGUCAGUCUCCCUUACUUGAGGACCACUACGCGUCGGUAUGGGUGCGCUGAAGAGAAGAUGCUUCGUUUGCACGACGGGUCUUCUACUUUUUGUUUGUUGCACGUCAUCUGCCAUCUCCAAAGGUGCAACAGGGGAUGCUCAAACAGGUGCCCAACCCUCAGUGCAGGGCACCCUGCCGCACUUCAUUCAGGAGCCAGAGAACGCAUACAUCGUCAAGAGCAAUCCUAUUAAACUGCGCUGUCAAGCCACACCUGCCUUGCAGAUCUUCUUUAAAUGCAACGGAGAAUGGGUUCACCAGAAUGAUCACUUCUCCCACGAGUAUAAGGACCUCAACACUGGUUUAAAGGUGCGGGAGGUGAUGAUCAACGUGUCUCGUCAGCAGGUAGAAGAUUUCCAUGGCCCAGAGGACUAUUGGUGUCUCUGUGUGGCGUGGAGUCACUUAGGUACCUCCAAGAGUCGCAAGGCUACUGUCAGAAUCGCCUACCUGAGAAAAAACUUUGAGCAGGACCCCCAGGGGAAGGAAGUGCCAAUCAAUUGGAUGAUCGUUCUGCACUGUCGCCCUCCAGAGGGAGUGCCUGUGGCAGAGGUGGAAUGGCUGAAGAAUGAAGAGUUGAUCAGUUCCCAAUCUGAUGACAACAUUGACACCAGGGCAGACCACAACCUCAUUAUAAAUGAGGCACGUCUGUCUGACUCUGGAAAUUACACCUGUAUGGCCAGCAACAUUGUGGCCAAGAGACGCAGUGCUACAGCCACUGUGAUAGUCUUUGUCAAUGGCGGCUGGUCCCUGUGGACAGAGUGGUCAGGUUGUAAUGUGCCAUGUGGACGAGGUGUACGGAAAAGAUCCCGGACCUGUACAAACCCAGCGCCGCUGAACGGUGGAGCUUUCUGCGAGGGCAUGUCUGUGGAGAAGAUAUCAUGCAAUGCCCCAUGUCCAAUUGAUGGAGGCUGGGAUGAAUGGAGUGAAUGGACCAAUUGCAGCAGCCAGUGUGAAAGACAGCGAAGUCGGGAGUGUAACUCCCCAGCACCCAAACACAGCGGCAAGAUGUGUGAAGGGAGCUCAGAGGCCACUGAGAACUGCACAGAUGGACAAUGUACCCAAAAUCGAAAGCUGCUACAUGACGUUAAACCUCAAAGUAUGGACAGUACCAAUGAUGUUGCUCUGUACUCUGGCUUGGGAGCUGGUAUUAUUGCCGUGGGGAUACUGGUGGUAGCUAUCAUGCUCUACAGGAAGAACCAGAGCGAGUAUGGUGUAGAUGUCAUUGAAUCCUCUGCGCUUGCUGGAGGGUUUCAGUCUUUCAACUUCAAGACUACCAGACAAGGAAACCCCCUGCUUCUCAACUCCUCAAUUCCGCCAGACUUAACUGUGGGACGCACCUACAGCACUUCCCUGUGCUUCCAGGAUGGUGCAGACAAAGAGCUUUUUGACCCCUUGCCAGACAUCAAGGUGAAAGUGCAGAGCUCAUUUAUGGUCUACGGUGUUGCAGAGCGGGCUGAGUUCCAUGCCAAAGCCCCUGUUGAGACCUUCCCACGGGACCUGAGCCAGGAUUACUGCAGCUCAAUGGACAGACAAAAAAAAGCUCUGCUCACCUUCAAUGGACCUUUAAGCACUAGUAAGGAGCAGCUGAGGACUACUGGUGUAUUUGGUCAGCAUGGAGGACGCCUGGUGUUGCCAAACACUGGCGUGAGCCUGCUUGUGCCUCAUGGAGCCGUGGCUGAAAAUAUGUCCUGGGAGAUGUACGUGGUGAUCAAUCUGAGAGAAGCAAGUGUCAAUACACUGGAAGACUGUGAAAUCCUCCUGAGCCCUGAGGUUAUGUAUGGCCCUCCUGGUCUGGACCUAUCCUGCCCAGUGGCCAUGACUGUGGCUCACUGUGCUGAGGUGGACUCGGAGAAUUGGAACAUCCAGCUCAAGAGGAGAACCCAGGGCAGUAAAUGGGAGGAGGUGAUGCUGGUGGAGGAUGAGUCAACUUCUUGUUACUGCCUAAUGGACUCGACAAGCUGCCACCUGCUGCUCGACCAGCCAGGUUCAUAUGCCCUCGUGGGUGAGCCUCUGACACAGGCUGCCAUCAAGAGGUUGAAACUAGCAGUGUUUGGGAGUAUGGAGGGAACUUCAAUGAACUACAGUCUGCGAGUGUACUGUGUGGAUGACACGCCACAUGCCUUUCAGGGAGUGGUGGCAGCAGAGAAGAGUAGAGGGGGUCAGCUCCUCGAGGAGCCAAAGAUGUUGCCUUUUCGAGCGAACACCUUUAGCCUACAGGUGUCUAUCCAAGAUGUGCCCCAGUUCCUAUGGAGCAUCAAGCCCUUUACCACCUGUCAGGAAUUCUCGUUUCCCCAAGUGUGGUGCAGCAACCAGCAGCCUCUGCACUGUGCCUUCUCUCUGGAGAGAUACAGCCCAGCCACUACGCAGCUCUCCUGCAAAAUCAGCGUGCGGCAGGUCAAAGGCCAUGAAGAGAUUCUGCAGGUUUACACAGCUGUUGGCAAGACUGAAAAGGAAUCGGUUCCAAUUUUCAUGCAGACAGACUGCACCAUCACCUCUCAGACAGGGCCCAAGGCUUUUAAAAUCCCCUUAUCCAUCCGCCAGAGGAUUUGCGCCACCUUUGACACUGCCAACGCCAAGGGCAAGGACUGGCAACUCUUAGCCCACAAGCUCCACUUAGAUCGAAACCUUGGUUAUUUUGCAAAGCAGCAGAGUCCCUCAGCCAUCAUACUGUGCCUAUGGGAGGCUCGCCACCAAGACACUGCUGACCUUGACUCUCUUGCCAGUGCCCUAGAGGAAAUUGGCAAGAUCCACCCCAAAAGUUCUCCCCAGGAUCUGGAUGAGGAGGAGACUGACUUGAAUCAAAUAAAUGCACGCAGUCUGAGAUGAAUUGGCACGUUUCCAGAUCAUAAGGAAGAUCAGUCCACGUCAUAAUAUCCAGGCUGAGAGAAGAACGUCAAGCAGUUUGUGGUGGCGUGGUGCAAGGUGAUAAUGUUGACAAAAUGAUCAGUCUCAAAAGGGAGAGGUUCAGCUUUACCUACUGUGGCUUCUUCUACUACUGUAAUUUCUUCAAUAACAGACUGCUAAUCAACUUCUUCAGUUUAGUCUUUUGUUUGUUUCUAAUUUAAUUGUCUUUGUACUUCAUCCAAGUGAAUUGGUGUAUGGGGAAGAUUGGGAGAUGUAGUUUCCAAAUUGGCAUGAGAACAAAAGAGAAAUUCACCGUCUCCUGUGGAUGCCAGUAUUGUGAGAAGAUCCUAAUUGCACACAUGUUUUAUCUGUGAACAUUCAAGAAAUUGGACUGUAUUCAUCUCUUACAACAGUCCAGAAAACCUGGCUUUACAGUAUCUAAAAUAUAUGUUGCACUGUAUACUAAAUUUCACAUUCAGUUUCUAUUAAUUAUCCUUCAGCAGCCUGGGCAGAGAGUGACUACCUGACAAAGUCACUGUCCAUAGGAAUAAUGAUGUCAUACCACCAUUUUAGAGCUGAUAACAGUUUUAUUUUUUUCCUUGACAGCGAUGGGAGUUAAUUUCCUAAAGCUGUCGUAGUGUGGAUGACUGUGGUUUAUCAAACAGUUACAAUAGUAAGACCUGUCAUGUUGACUCCGCAUGAGCUCAACUAAUGAAAUUCCAUGUGUCUCCCAUUUACUGGGCGAGCAGAAUGUUUCCAAAUUUGGAAGUAAAAUAUCUUGAUAAUGUAUUUUGAAAAAGUUUGAGAUUCUUGGGCUUUGGGCUAAAAUGAUCAAGGAUCUCAAUAAUGAUGACGCUCAUGAUACAUUAGCCAAAAUCAAAACAAUAAAUUAGAUUUAAAGCCAACAGAAAUGCACUGCUGUUAUUUGUUUGUUUGUUUGUCUGUUUGUUUGUUUGUUUGUUUUUAUAUAGUUUAUGAUUUUAUAAGCGAUUACAUUAACGAACUGUAUAAUCACAGGUGGAAAAAAAGAUGAGUAUAUCUCCACAAAUCAUGUAUUUUGAUAAAAUUGAAUCGUAAAAUGAUUUGAAUAUUUUCAAAUUGCAUGGUGACUGCCUUAACUGAAUAUAAACCCAUGCAAUGUCGCUGCCAGGGAGUGAGAUGCAUAAUCUACUGUUGUCUACUUAUUAAUUAUACAUAAGGUAAAUUCCCUUCAGAGCAACUAAAUAUAUUUAAUGUCAGGAAAUUAAAACAAUCACUGUACUUAUGAUCAUCUGAAGACAUACUCAAUUCAUAGAGUUGCGUGAAGGAGCUGCAUGCUCUUAUAGAAUAUCUGGUUCAUCAGUUGUUGUUUAUGCAAUCACCAUUUAUAGUCUGUGUUAAUAAAUCAGAAAAUAUCUCCACUUAAUUCAUUAUUAUGUGCUUAAGAAUUUGACAUUUCCGAUGUAUGCCUUAGGAUUAAUUUAACAAAGCGCUCUGUUGACUGUUUGGAAAAGGAGGGGCCAUAAUUAUAGUAUAUGUAGUUGGAAAUAUAUAAUUCCAAUUGGAAAUUGGUCAUGACCAUCCACAAAAAUGCAUUCAAAAUGAACAUAUUCAAGUGAGUUUUCAAGGUAAAUUGUUUUAGUUUUGCUCGCAACUGACAAAUACAUGAGCUUAAACAUGUUUGUUUGGGUGCUUUAACAAUUAUGUGGUGUGUUGUAACAUACAUCAGUUAGAUUUUUACACAUAAAUAAGAUAUAUAAAAAUAUUUGCUGACAUUUGCAAGAAUUUACCUUCAACACGUAUCGCAACUUAUUCAGUUUUCCUGUUGACCGAUGAAAUGACAUUGUGUUGGUUAAUAUUUUGGUGGGUAUUUUGAACAAUAUUAAUUAUUUUUAAAUUAUUUUUGUUUAUUUUGUCAGUGGUUUAUCAUGGUGUGACUUCCAAUAGAAUGCUUUGUAUGAAUGACUUUCCUGUGAAAGGUUCAUUAGCCUCCAUAUGCAUUUCCAACCAAAAUAAUUAUUUUAAUCACUUUAUAAUGUCAGGUAAAUGAUGUGAAUUAUUUGUUUAUCUCUUCAACUGUGAAAAAGGUUUAUUUGCCUCAAAUAAAAACUGCCAAAAUUUUAAAUUUUAUUGAUAACCUAUGUUGCACUGAGAGCAUCCCGCCUGUGUUACUCAGCAUUCAGAUUUAUUUAAAAUUUGCUUCAGAUGUCAAAAGUCACUUUGGUUUAUUAAAUGUGAAAUCGGACAUGCAAAAUCACAUGUGUUCUCACUAUAUAUGUACAAUGCUUUGUUCUAAUACUUAACCCUGUUGUCUGGAGUUGUGAAAAUUAUUUCUUCUGCCCAAAGUGGGUCUUGCUAUUUUUUCCCCUUUUUCUUUUUCUUUUUUUUUAAACUAUUAAUAUUAUUUUUAUUUUUUUGUUUUUAUUUUUUUGCUGCACGCAUGGCCUGUGGCUUCAUAUCACUAUUCUUGUGCCUUGUUUAAACUACUGUAAAUGGUGAAUGUUGUAAAGUUCACAAGGGGAUGAGGGGAAAAAUACACUGAUAAACAUUUAAAGGUCUUAGUUAAAAUGUAUUUAAACCAUCAAAAUGAAUAGGCUACAGAGCUUUUUUAGUGCUGAACAUCUAAGGUUUGGUAAUGCCUGGGCAGCUUUGUGGUAUAUUGGAUCUAUAAUUAUGGACAUUUUGGAUGUUUUCUGUACAGUAGGAUUUGCAACUGUAUAUGCCGCCUUUUGCAAAUAAAUGUAAAAUAAAUG